AUGGCUGUUUACAAAAACUAUUACAACCGUAGGGCCCAUUGGACAAUAGCAGUGUCCUGCUUAUAUCUCCUUUGCAGCACUAUUUCUUGUACCAUAGUUAACGCGGAAAGGGUGAGGCACCCCCAUAUGAAACGCGGGGAACCAGGCUGGUCCCAAUUGGAAAAAUCUAGAUUAGAAGAUAGUUCAAAAAACUCGAUCCUAAGUUGCCCGAAUUGCCUUUUCGAAAACGAAUUAGAUAGGGAAAAAAAGGAAACUGACAAACUUAGAUUAGAAGCAAUAAAAAAGCAAAUUUUACAAAAGUUGGGUUUGCGACAGAAACCAAAUGUGACGCAUAGUCUUCCGAAAGAGAUUAUUUUGGAAACAUUAUACAGAGCUGAGGAUGAGGAUAGUGAUUUUUUACGGAAUUUUGAUAGAGAUGAAAAUUUUUCUACAACUAGCGCUAGGAAUAAUAUCAUGGAGACUGUUGAUGUUGACGAUUUUUAUGGAAGGACUUCUGAAAUUAUUUCCUUUGCUGAAGAAGGUGCAUUCGCUAGUAGCGUGAAUGCUGCGACUUACCUUAAAGUAUUUUUUGAAGUUAUAAUACCUAUGCCAGUUUAUUAUAGUAUAACUUUUAUAUAG
Molecule: messenger RNA, 618 nt
Organism: Psylliodes chrysocephalus
Lineage: Eukaryota; Metazoa; Arthropoda; Insecta; Coleoptera; Chrysomelidae
Source: the annotation of a GenBank genome assembly